GGGGAAGGACUCCGGUUUCUCCCCGAGCUGACCGGGGAGGAACACCGCGCGCGGGAAGAGAGAACCGCCCUGUGCGCGCCAAGGCUGCGUCUCCGUCCUCCCUCCAGCGUCUGCCACCUACUCGGGUUCUGUUCGCUGAUUGUUUACCGUAGCCCUGGGGGACAAAACAAAACGCCAGCGCUCCGUAAUCUGAGGCGAAUCCGUCGUACAGGCUGCAAAUAGAAAGUGAACUGUUUAUGGUUCCUUUUACUUGAGAUCAUGCAGAGAGCGUCACGCCUGAAGAAAGAACUGCACAUGUUAGCCGUAGAACCUCCCCCAGGGAUCACGUGCUGGCAGGAAAAGGACCGAGUGGAUGACUUGCGAGCUCAAAUAUUAGGUGGAGCCAACACACCUUAUGAGAAAGGAGUUUUCACAUUGGAAGUUGUUGUUCCUGAGAGGUACCCAUUUGAACCGCCACAGAUCAGAUUUCUGACUCCAAUCUAUCAUCCAAACAUUGAUUCUAGUGGAAGGAUUUGUCUAGAUGUUCUCAAAUUACCACCAAAAGGUGCAUGGAGACCAUCCCUCAACAUCGCUACUGUGUUGACCUCUAUUCAGCUGCUCAUGGCAGAACCCAACCCUGAUGACCCACUAAUGGCUGACAUUUCCUCAGAAUUUAAAUACAAUAAGAUAGCUUUUCUCAAGAAUGCCAGGCAGUGGACAGAGACUCAUGCAAGACAGAAACAGAAGGCUGAUGAAGAGACGUUAGACACCUCAUCAGAGAUUGGUGACUCUGAGGAAUGUAACUCCACACAGAAAAGGAAAGCUGGGCCACUAGGAGGCAUUGAAAAGAAAUUCCACCCUGAUGUUCAGAGAGUUUGUCCUGGUCCUUCUUAGUUAAUGGAGUCUGUGACAAGGCGGUCUCUUUUGCUAGCUUUUCUUGAUUGUUUUUCUUUGUAUUUGAUGACAUAAUGUUUGUAUUCUUAUAAAAGACUGUAUGUUUACGAAUUCUGCUAUGCAGUGAUUCUUUAAGGAUAGUCUGUUUUAUUUAUCUUGUACAUAUGUAUUUUGAAAACUUUUAAACUUGAGAAAUAAAUACUACUUAAUGUUAA
Mesocricetus auratus (golden hamster) is the source of this 1088-nucleotide messenger RNA. RefSeq names its product ubiquitin conjugating enzyme E2 T (gene Ube2t). Bases 259 to 873 code for a protein of 204 amino acids. The transcript is spliced from 7 exons. The record is from RefSeq and is a predicted model, not a curated record. Lineage: Eukaryota; Metazoa; Chordata; Mammalia; Rodentia; Cricetidae.